AUGGUCACGUACAAUAUGGACGGUUCGCAGAGAAUGAGCCGCCCUCGGCGCGGUUCUAGUGUUUCAUCGGGCUUCCGACUCGUGGACGCGGAUCAGCUGGACGCGAGGUCCAGCAUAAGCCGAAACAGUAUCUAUAAGCUGAGGAUCGAUUCCAUGUUCGACGACACAAGGUCGAUCGUCAGCCAGCGGUUAGAUGAUCGCAGCUCGCACAACGGACGCCGCCGGUCGUCGUCGAUUGGCGGGCUGAGCCGGGGCAGCCUCGCCGGUGCCAUCAUAAACGACCGCGACAACCUGGACAUCAGCGCGGUGGCGAGCAGUUUGCGCGACUUUGGUGGGGCAGGUGGCGUCGCGGCGGGGAAAGGUGGUCCGGUGGUCGCGGGACCGGCGGCGGGGCCGACCGUAGGGACGGGUGCUGGACGGCAGGGCACCGCCGAUGGCCGGCACGAGAUCAGCAACAGCGUGCAGGCGCAGAUCGAGCGCAUGUUUACGGACGUCGCGAAGGAGCAUGGCACCUCGGCCAAUGUACAAAGCUUUAGCGUGCGCUGCCUGGGCUCGCUGCCGCUGAAGGAGAAGGUCACGAGCCUGGUCGGGCUGCAGGAGCCGCUGAGGCAGCUGUACUUGAGCGGCGCAGGACACGGGACGCAGACGGGAGGUUCGCUGGACAUCAGCCCGAUCGGGUUGCGGAUUCGGGCGGGCAGCGGCAAAGAGCCGUCGGUAACGCCGUUCCAAAACAUCGCCGUCUGGUCGGCGGUCAAGUUUGUGGUAUCGGGUGCGGAGGGCGGUGCUGCCUUCCUGCCGCUCAUUACCGAUCCGGAAAACAUCGAUAAGAGCUCCCUGUUCCGUCCGCUAAGCGCUGCGGACAAACGGCGACUCUCGUCCGGCAUCCAUUCGCCGCUGUUUGCGAUCGUGAUGCGUUCGACGCUCGUGCCACGCCAGCUCGAAUGCCACGGGUUCGUCUGCCAGACGCCGGAGGAUGCGAUCGUGAUCGCGGCGACGCUCUAUCAGAGUUUGAUGGCGCACAUGAGUGGAGGGGACAACCAACGACCCAAACGCCCGAAGAACCGGAACGGCGUUAGCUGCAUGAGCAUCGCCAGUAGCACCGUGACGACGAACACCCAUCAGCAGAGUGGCUCCACGAAGCUGUCCUCGCGUCGGUCGAGUGCCAGCCAACGCAGUAUGCUUCCGCCACCGCCGAGACCACCGCGCAUGAAGCGUAGCGCCACCAGUUCCCUCAGCGGCGAGAGUGACACCGUACCCGGACUGCACGAGGACGAGUCCUCGACCGAGGAACGCCGCAAGAAGAACCUCAAGAACAAACGACCCCCACCGAUUCCCCCGAAUCCACCACGGGCAAUUUCCAACCGACCGAUGCUGGACGAAAUCUACACCGACCGGAGCCACUCGACGGGCGAUGAGCAUGGGAUCGCGGCCAAGGAGGGCCCCUACCCGGCGCUCACGGACAACUCGACCGGCGACAUCCUGACGCGGGUAGCCAUCCCGCGGUCCGGCAGCUUCCUCAACACGGCCGGCCUGACACGGUACAAAUCGCGCGCCACCCGGCGCCACACGGGCAAGGUGGGCGGGGGCGGCGGGUCGCCGCUCGGGUUCAGCGAGCUGUUCAACGAGUUCCGGCUGCAGGAGAACCUGCACUCGCUCGACGAGAUACUGAAUGCCAUAAUCAACUCGGACGGGAUGUCGUUCAACGAUCUGAAACCGAUCUACAAGGAGUUCCUGCUCAAGCUGGCCGUCACGCUGACGAAGGACGAGCUGUACCAGCGCUCGAAGAGCAUCAUGCGCCGGCAGAAGAAGAAAAAGCUGAAGCGAAGAAACAGUAAUGUGCAGAACCAGCGCCGAAAGCUGCUGAUCGGGGCCAAGGGGCUCCGGAAGGUGUUUCGGUUCGGUAAGUUUCGAAGCAAAAAGGGCGAACGCAGCUCGACCGGUAGCUCAGGAGCGGCUCACGGUGGAAACGGUGCAGCCGGUGCCGGAGGAAACGGGCGGGCGGGAGGCCACCAUGGCAACGGAGCGGCACGGGGAGGCACUGACGGAGGACACGGAACGGCGACGGUCGCCGGUGGAGGCGGUGGUGGUGGCCGGGCACAUCAGCUCGCGGACCAGCUAUCACUGGAUCUUAAGGCAACCGGCAAGAAGGACCGAUCCCGAAUUGGAACUAGUGGUUCGGAAGUUUCAGAGGCUCGACAUGAGCAUACGCUGACAGCCCACAACAGGAACAGCUCGAGCGGCUAUGUAUCGUGCUCGGAGUGUAGCUACGACUCGGACGCCUGUACCUGUACCUCGGCCGACCGAUGCUACUGCAGUCUGGGUGGCGACGAUAUCAAUGCGAAGCUGCACCAAGCCAGCAACCGCAGCUCGGCACCGAGCUGCCGGAGCGAGGACAAGUGCUACUGCUCGAUGGGCGAGACGCCGAACGAGGACGGUUCGACGACCUGGUGCGAUACGGACAGCUGCAUCAGCAACGAGAAGUGCUACUGCUCGACGCGCCACGGCCAGCUGGCAAAGUGUGGCACCGGCGGAGCGGGUCACGGACAGGGCCAGUCGAAGCAGGCAGGCAAUAAGGGCUCGAAGGUGGAUAAGUUGGCCCUUGACUACGAGCUGUUCACGGUUGGUGGCGCUGGACGACCAGUGAAGGCUUCGGAGGCGCUCAGCGUCAAGAAGACGGUCGAGGUGGCGGCCGAGUUUGCGGACGUAAAGCUUAGCCAGACGACGGACAUCACGAACCUGAAGAGUGACCCGCAGUCGUCCAGUGCCACGUCGGGUGGAUCUUCGCUGGCAUCAACGACAAAAAAGUCCAGUACGGAUCAUCACCACCGUGGCAACGCAUCCGGACGCCAUCACGGCCAUAACCACCAUCACACGCACCAUCGCGACCAGGAGAACGAUCAAAAGCGCCUGAACACCGUUAGUGGCGGAGGUGGUGGCGCCAGUGGUGGUGGUGGCAGCAGCGGCAGUCUGCACUACCAUCGACACCACUACAGUACUAGCACCAAGAAGAAGUCGCUACCGGCCAUGCAACUGCCGGGCAGCGAAUACCAGUACAUCCACUCGACGCAGUCCGACCUGAUAGUGCGCAGCAGCAAGCACCAGGAGCUGAAGGGUGCGGCCAAGAGGCUGACCAAAUCGGAGAGCUACUACCAAGCCGGCCGCCCGGUUAGCUCCUCGCUUGGCCUGGAAGACUCGCUGGGUUAUCUGCCUUAA
This is a messenger RNA of Anopheles coustani, 3213 nucleotides long. RefSeq lists its product as uncharacterized. The transcript is spliced from 9 exons. Lineage: Eukaryota; Metazoa; Arthropoda; Insecta; Diptera; Culicidae. The record is from RefSeq and is a predicted model, not a curated record. Bases 1 to 3213 code for a protein of 1070 amino acids.